Messenger RNA from Salvelinus fontinalis (brook trout), 1430 nucleotides. Its product is annotated as galectin-3-like. The record is from RefSeq and is a predicted model, not a curated record. The transcript has 5 exons. NCBI's taxonomy places the organism in Eukaryota, Metazoa, Chordata, Actinopteri, Salmoniformes, Salmonidae. Gene Ontology annotation, cellular component: immunological synapse; nucleus. Gene Ontology annotation, molecular function: carbohydrate binding; IgE binding; laminin binding. Gene Ontology annotation, biological process: macrophage chemotaxis; monocyte chemotaxis; neutrophil chemotaxis. Bases 86 to 904 code for a protein of 272 amino acids.
CUUUCCUCUCAAGACCUGUCUGGAUGAAGUACUUAAAACAUGCAAUCAUUUUAACUCAAACAUUUCACUCUCCUUUUCAGAUACAAUGGAUCUUUCAGAUGCUCUGGGUGGUGAACCGGGCUGGCCAGGCCAGAACAACCAGCAGGGUAGUGGGGGCGUGUGGCCUGGUGGGCAACCCAACCAGCCAACAUGGCCAGGACAGCCUGGUGGUCAACCAGGCCAGCCCGCCCCCAUGUGGCCUGGACAACAACCAAACCCUUCCCAACCCUCAUGGCCCGGACAACCAGGAGGAGGGCAGCCCGGCUGGCCCGGACAACCAGGUGGGGGGCAGCCUGGCCAGCCAACCUGGCCCGGACAACCAGGUGGGGGACAGCCCAGUCAGCCGACAUGGCCAGGGCAGCCAGGACAGAUUAGCCAACCUACUGCACCCGGAUGGCCAAGCCCCGGUCCAGGCCCUGCCCAACCAACUGCUCCACAAAAUAGUUCACUGAAAGUGCCAUAUGACCUGAAUCUGCCAAAUGGAUGCUACGACAAGAUGCUCAUCACAAUUCGUGGGACAGUUAACCAAAAUGCCAAAAUGUUCACCAUCAAUCUAACCAAAGGGAAUGACAUUGCCAUGCACUUCAACCCACGCUUUAAUGACCAGGGAAAGAAAACCAUUGUGCGGAACAGUCAGAUAGGCAAUACAUGGGGCAAAGAGGAGAGAGAGCACAAUCACUUCCCCUUCACUCAGGGCCAGCCCUUCGAGAUGAAGAUCAUGUGCACUAACAGUGAGUUCAAGGUGGCAGUGAACAGCUCACACAUCCUGGAGUUCAAACACCGCAUCCGUGACAUCCAAUCCAUCAAACACCUGGUCAUCUAUAAUGAUGUCACCCUCACGUCUGUGGAGAUUGACAAACUAUAAGAUCUAGCAGGGUUGGUUUCAGCCAUUUAAUAGAAUGACCAGAUUAGCCAAAGUCCCCCAGGUUCUAUUUUUAUGGUUCCAGUGACCUUCCAUCAUUGGCUUUCAACAGAAACAUACAGUAGCUUGAGUCUAAAGCUUUAACCCAGUAGUACUACCAUCAUAUUCUGUACUUCUACUAAGAUGGUAUAUUCUCUGUGUGGAAAAAUAUAUUUUCUUAGUCUUUUAAUAAGAGAAAAAAGUCAACAACUUUUAACUUACAAAUUAAUUGGUUUUAAGUCUGAAUAGGUACAUACAUUUGAAUGAAAACCACCUAUAUCCAAUGUUAGACUCAAACAUAUUUUUUCAUUGACUGAUAUCUCUUCCUCCAGAUACAGGGUGAUGUACAGUAUGUGUUUUGAGUGAUUGUUAUUGUUGUAUAACCUUUCCCACUAGGUGGCACAGUUGAGACUAUGUUGAAUGUUUUAGAUCCACAACAAGCCUAGUAUUUGCUGUGGCAAAAUAAACAUUACCUUGGCUACCUAUACCA